Cyclopterus lumpus (lumpfish) is the source of this 2565-nucleotide messenger RNA. It is a transcript of the gene gtpbp4, whose product is annotated as GTP binding protein 4. The transcript has 17 exons. Gene Ontology annotation, biological process: ribosomal large subunit biogenesis. Gene Ontology annotation, molecular function: GTP binding; GTPase activity; RNA binding. Bases 67 to 1971 code for a protein of 634 amino acids. NCBI's taxonomy places the organism in Eukaryota, Metazoa, Chordata, Actinopteri, Perciformes, Cyclopteridae. Gene Ontology annotation, cellular component: nucleolus. The record is from RefSeq and is a predicted model, not a curated record.
GGUUCAUACGGAACGAGGUGCGUUCCUUUCCCCGUGGCGUCUGCGGACUACAACGUGUCCGACAAGAUGGCACUGUACAAUUUCAAGAAGAUUAUGGUGGUUCCCACCGCCAAGGACUUCAUCGACAUCACUUUAUCCAAAACUCAAAGGAAGACGCCCACGGUGGUGCACAAGCACUACGCCAUCCACCGCAUCCGUCACUUUUACAUGCGGAAGGUGAAGUUCACCCAGCAGAGCUACCACGACCGCCUCGCGCAGAUCCUCACCGACUUCCCCAUGCUCGCCGACAUCCAUCCGUUCUACGCCGAUCUGAUGAACGUGUUGUACGACAAAGACCAUUAUAAGCUGGCCUUGGGGCAGAUAAACAUCGCCAAGAAUUUGAUUGAUAAUGUUGCCAAAGACUACGUGCGUCUGAUGAAGUACGGAGAUUCUCUGUACCGCUGUAAACAGCUGAAGAGAGCCGCUCUGGGUCGCAUGUGCACCAUCCUGAAGCGACAGAAGUCCAGUCUGGAGUACCUGGAACAAGUGCGUCAGCAUCUGUCCCGUUUGCCGAGCAUCGACCCCAACACGAGGACCCUGCUUCUCUGCGGGUACCCCAACGUCGGCAAGUCCAGUUUCAUCAACAAGGUGACCAGAGCAGAUGUUGAUGUCCAGCCCUACGCGUUCACCACCAAGUCUCUGUUUGUGGGUCACAUGGACUACAGAUAUCUCCGCUGGCAGGUGGUGGACACCCCCGGUAUCCUGGACCACCCUCUGGAGGACAGGAACACCAUCGAGAUGCAGGCCAUCACGGCUCUGGCUCACCUGCGGGCGGCGGUCCUUUACAUCAUGGACGUGUCCGAGCAGUGCGGCCACAACCUGCAGGAACAGCUGGAGCUCUUCAACAGCAUCCGGCCGCUGUUCGCCAACAAGCCGCUCAUCAUUGUGGCCAACAAAUGUGACGUGAAGAAGAUCUCCGAGCUGCCGGAGGAGAACCAGAAAAUCUUUGCCGAUCUCACUACCGAGGGAAUCCCUGUGAUCGAGACCAGCACCCUGACCGAUGAGGGAGUCAUGCAAGUGAAAACCGAGGCAUGCGACCGGCUCCUCGCCCAUCGCGUCGACACCAAGAUGAAGGGCAAGAAGGUCCACGACGUCCUCAACCGGCUGCACCUGGCCAUGCCCUCCAAGAGGGACGAGAAGCCGAGGCCUCCGUUCAUCCCAGAAGGAGCCCUGACUCGCAAGAAGGCGAUGGAGGUGGACGCACCCAAGCGCAAAACGGAGCGAGAUCUGGAGAUUGAGCUCGGCGACGACUACAUUCUGGACCUGCAGAAAUACUGGGAUCUGAUGAACGAAGACGAGAAGAAUGACCGGAUCCCUGAGGUGUGGAACGGCCACAACAUCGCCGACUACAUUGAUCCCGAAAUCAUGAAGAAACUGGAGCUGCUGGAGAAGGAGGAGGAGCUGAAGGAGCAAGCCGGGGAGUACGACUCCGACGACGAGAGCGAGGACGAGGAGAUGCAGGAGAUCCGCGUUCUGGCCAAGCAGAUCCGCGAUAAGAAGCAGCUCAUGGUCGUGAUGUCCAAGGACAAGGACGUGCACAGGCCCCGCAUGCCCAGGACCGCCUCCAAGGUUGAAAGGAAGAAGCUGGAGAAGGAGAUGGGCGGCCUCGGUUUGGACAUGAAUGACAAGGACGAUAGCCACUACGCUGAACAGGCCCGGCGAUCCCGAAGCAUCACCAAGAAGCGAAAGCGCGAAGUUUCUGUCCCGCCGACCUCCAAAACUCGCAGCCAGAGCGCCUCCCGUCCACCACGAGACCAGUCCGGGCUACGAGAUCCAAAGAUGGCGAAGAAGGCGAAGAAGAUGAUGAAGAACUCCCAGAGAGACAUGAACCGCCAAGGCAAGAAGGGCGAGGCGGACCGACACGUGUUUGACCUCAAACCCAAACAUCUCCUGUCCGGGAAGAGGACAUCCGGCACCCACGAUUACAGAUAGAAUUAAUCAAUUUAAUAAAACACAAGUUGUUUUCUGGACUGUUGAGACCCGGGCGCUCCUUUGGAAAAGAGAGGCUCGGUGUCAACGUCUUCAUUCGAUACAUUUCCCCAGCAGUUUAAAAAAAAAAGAAAGGAACGUGAAAUGCAUUUCCUUUUUAUGGGAGGAAACUGGUCAUUCUUUUAUUUUUGUGACAUGGGAGCGUCGUCCUUGAGGAUGGCGGCGGCGAUAAAAAUAAAAAAAAACAUCUAUAAAGCUGCUGGGUAAAUCCACCAGACCCAUUUAAAUGAUUACUAAUUAUAAUAACAGUGUGUCUUUUUAUUUGUUGGCUGUCAGAAAAUGUAAAAGCAGAGACUCAUAAACCGGUUGUGUGCUUUGUGCACAUAAUAAACCGUCCCUUUUGUUGUGAGUACGCGAGAACAGUCAAAACAUGUUUGCAGUGCAAUUUGGGGAGGUUUCCAAACACCCACGACACAAUUUCGAAUAAUGGUCAUUUUUAUUUCCAGAAGAAAAAAGUAAAUAAUGCAAAGAACCUUUGAAAAUGGACACAUGUAGAAUAUGAAUGGGCAAAUGAAUAAAGCACACUAAAAAAACAAA